This is a messenger RNA of Rotaria socialis, 303 nucleotides long. NCBI's taxonomy places the organism in Eukaryota, Metazoa, Rotifera, Eurotatoria, Philodinida, Philodinidae. The record is from the annotation of a GenBank genome assembly.
AUGGAAAAAACUUAUCAAAAAUUUGUUAAUCAAGUUCGAUCAACAUUAAAAUCAGAUCCAUGUUGUCCAUUAUGUUAUCGAGAAUUUGAAGAACAAAUUGAAGGUGAACAAUUAAUUCGUGAUAUGGAAUUACAAAUUAAAGGACCUGAAUAUCGACAAAAAAUUUAUGAUGGUUUAAAAUUAUUACAACAAAAAUUUGAAAAAUGUCUUCAUCUUAAACCAAUUCAAAGCCAAUUACAAGAUCUCGAAGAUAAAGAUAUUCCAACAAUAAAAAAUCAACUAAAACAAUUUGAAAAAAAAUAG